Messenger RNA from Glossina fuscipes, 1552 nucleotides. Its product is annotated as phosphoglycerate kinase-like. The transcript has 2 exons. Gene Ontology annotation, biological process: glycolytic process; gluconeogenesis. Gene Ontology annotation, cellular component: cytosol. The coding region runs from base 168 to 1409 and encodes 413 amino acids. NCBI's taxonomy places the organism in Eukaryota, Metazoa, Arthropoda, Insecta, Diptera, Glossinidae. The record is from RefSeq and is a predicted model, not a curated record. Gene Ontology annotation, molecular function: phosphoglycerate kinase activity; ADP binding; ATP binding.
AUUGUGUUAUAAUAGAGUUCGCUUCAGUUUAGGAAUUUGUGUCCUGCAAAUAAUCAUCACAUUCGCACGCAUCUGGACAUAUAAGCCACAUUUCUCAUUGGCUCAGUCCAUUCGAAAUCAACAUCUGGGAAAAGAAAAAUAAAGGAAACAAAAUUGCUUUAAUUAAAAUGGCGUUAAAUAAAUUAAGUAUUGAAAGCUUGGAUUUAGCUGGAAAAAGGGUAUUGAUGAGAGUCGACUUUAAUGUCCCAAUUAAAGAUGGUAAAGUUGUGAGUAAUCAACGUAUUUUAGCCGCUUUAGACAGCGUGAAGUAUGCUUUUUCGAAAAACGCCAAAUCUGUUGUUUUAAUGUCUCACUUGGGCCGCCCUGACGGUAAUAAAAAUCCUAAAUAUACAUUAGCACCUGUGGCUGAAGAACUGAAAACUUUACUGGGAAAAGAAGUGGUUUUCUUGAACGACUGCGUUGGCUCAGAGGUAGAGGAGAAGUGUAAGGAUCCAGUAGAAGGCAGUGUUAUAUUAUUGGAAAAUCUUCGCUUCCAUGUGGAAGAAGAAGGCAAGGGUGUCGAUAAUAGUGGCGCGAAGGUUAAGGCUGAUCCUGAGAAGGUAAGGGCUUUCCGUGAAAGCUUGUCCAAGUUAGGCGAUGUUUACAUAAACGACGCCUUUGGCACAGCCCACCGCGCUCAUAGUUCCAUGUUGGGCGAGGGUUUCGAAAAGCGUGCCGCAGGACUUCUGUUAAACAAGGAACUUAAGUACUUUUCACAAGCUUUGGAUAGUCCACCCAAACCCUUUGUCGCAAUUUUGGGCGGCGCCAAAGUUGCGGAUAAAAUUCAAUUAAUUGGUAAUCUGUUGGACAAGGUAAAUGAAAUGAUUAUCGGCGGAGGCAUGGCUUUUACCUUCCUAAAAGUAUUAAGAAAUAUGAAAAUCGGGUCUUCGUUAUUCGAUGAAGAAGGUUCAAAGAUUGUUCAAGAUUUGGCGGACAAAGCUCAAAAAAACAAUGUUCAGCUCCAUUUACCAGUGGAUUUUGUAUGCGGUGAUAAAUUUGCCGAAGAUGCAGUUGUAAGUACAGUUGAAGAUGGUAUCCCUGAUGGUUGCAUGGGCUUGGAUAUAGGUCCUAAGACUAGAGCGGCUUUUGCUGCACCGAUUGCUGCGGCUAAAAUUAUUGUCUGGAAUGGCCCUCCUGGCGUAUUUGAAUUUGAUAACUUUGCCCAUGGCACUAAGAGUCUCCUGGAUGCUGUCGUAGAAGCUACCAAACGAGGAUGCAUUACUAUUAUUGGCGGUGGCGAUACAGCUUCUUGCUGCGCGAAGUGGAAUACCGAAGCGCUGGUGUCUCACGUUUCAACAGGAGGAGGCGCCUCGCUAGAACUCUUGGAAGGAAAAACACUGCCUGGUGUAGCUGCUUUAAGCGACAUAUAACGAUUACUUUAACUAAUACUUUAAACACAGUCUAAAAUCAAAAGGCGUGAGGCUGAUGAUGAUAUGGUUUUUUUUCUUUUUUCUUUUGUAUACAAUAAAUCAUAGAAAAAUUAUGAUAGUUGUGCACUAUUUUAAUGCAAUAA